This is a messenger RNA of Cordyceps fumosorosea ARSEF 2679, 2034 nucleotides long. RefSeq names its product Ubiquitin binding protein, Hrs/VPS27. Gene Ontology annotation, cellular component: ESCRT-0 complex. Gene Ontology annotation, molecular function: ubiquitin binding; metal ion binding; phosphatidylinositol-3-phosphate binding. NCBI's taxonomy places the organism in Eukaryota, Fungi, Ascomycota, Sordariomycetes, Hypocreales, Cordycipitaceae. The transcript has 5 exons. Gene Ontology annotation, biological process: protein targeting to vacuole; protein transport to vacuole involved in ubiquitin-dependent protein catabolic process via the multivesicular body sorting pathway. The coding region runs from base 1 to 2034 and encodes 677 amino acids. The record is from RefSeq and is a predicted model, not a curated record.
AUGAUGUCCUGGUGGUCGUCCUCGGCCAAUACGGCUCUGGACGAGCAGAUUGAAAAGGCCACCAGCAGCAGCCUAGAGGACAUUGCCCUCAACCUUGAGAUAUCCGAUGUCAUUCGCUCCAAGACAGUUGCGCCCAAGGAAGCUAUGCGCAGCCUCAAACGUCGCAUAGGCAACAAGAACCCCAAUACGCAACUCAGCGCUCUGAAUCUCACAGACACAUGUGUCAAGAAUGGCGGCUCCCAUUUCCUGGCCGAAAUUGCCUCUCGCGAAUUCAUGGACAACAUGGUGUCCCUCCUCCAAGCUGUUGGCGGAGGCGCCGUCAACGCCGAAGUCAAGUCCAAGAUCCUGGAACUGGUUCAGUCUUGGGCUGGAGCCACAGAAGGCCGAUACGAGCUCUCAUACAUCGGAGAGGUUUACCGAACACUACAGCGUGACGGCUAUCGAUUUCCGCCCAAGGUUGCUGUCGCCAGCAGCAUGAUCGAUAGCAAUGCGCCCCCGGAAUGGGCCGACUCUGACGUUUGCAUGCGCUGCCGCACCGCCUUUACCUUUACGAACCGAAAGCAUCAUUGCCGCAAUUGUGGAAAUUGCUUCGACCAGCAGUGCUCAAGCAAGACUGUUGCUCUUCCUCACCUAGGAAUACACACUCCGGUUCGGGUCGAUGACGGUUGCUAUGCGAAGAUCACCGGCAAGGGCUACAAGGAUCUAGGUCUUCUGCAAGAUCGGUCUCCUACCUAUCCACACAAGACGAAAAGUACGACGGCUAUGCAGCCGCGCAACGCUCGAGUGGAGGAUGAUUUCGACGAAGAUAUCAAGAAGGCCCUAGCCAUGAGCUUAGAGGAAGUUAAUGGUUCUACCAAGGGCAAGGUUUCGUCGCCCGUCAACGUCGUCAAAAGCAGCAGCUCAGCCGCCGCAAAGCAGGCCGAAGAGGAGGAUGCCGAUUUGCGGGCCGCGAUUGCUGCGUCAUUGGCCGACAUGGAAGAGCAAAAGCAAAAGCACAGCGCCGCGCUGAAGGAGCAAACCGCUACACCGUCGGGAAGCGCCGCCAGCGCAUUCGCCAUGCCCAAAAACGACUACGAGCUAACGCCUGUUGAAGCCGAGAAUAUCAAUCUGUUCGCCACCUUGGUUGACCGUCUUCAAACGCAGCCUCCUGGAACCAUCCUUCGAGAACCCCAAAUUCAAGAAUUAUACGACAGUAUCGGCACGCUGCGCCCGAAGCUUGCUCGCACCUACGGUGAGACGAUGAGCAAGCAUGACACGCUUCUUGAUUUACAUGCCAAACUGUCGACUGUUGUGCGAUACUACGACCGAAUGUUGGAGGAACGAUUGUCCAAGGCGUAUAGUCAACCGCAUCUUGGGUUUAGCCCUGCUCCUGUCCGCCAACAUGCCAGCCCAUAUCCAUCCAUCUCAGCCCAAAACACCGGAAACACUCACGGCGAGUCGUUUUACACUGGCCAGCAGCCAGGCUACCCCUCCAUGCGAAGCCCGAGUUUACAUCAAGCACAAUUAAGUCAGCCUCAGUUUGCAUCAUACGGCGCGAGACCUGAUCUGGCUCAGGGUCACUAUGCAUCGAUUCCGCAACAAGCAGAACCACCCCGAAUACAGGCGUCGCAUCAGCCUACAAUGCCACCGUCUGCUGACCCGAAUAUGGCAUACUAUGCCAACCCUAACGCACCGCCCCCAGCGCAAGCUUCCUCCGGACCGUCGGCGCCCGGACCUGCACCAGAUGCCACACAGUCACCAUACCCGAAUCUUCAACAAAUGCAAUACCACCGUGGAUCGGUAUCAUCCCAGACGCAGGGUACGCCGGUGCCGGCACAAAGCCAGCCGGCGCAACCCCCUCCCCAGCAGACCCAGCAACCUCCCCAGCCAUCCGUCCCUAGAACGCACCAGCAACCAUAUUGGCAGCAAGCUCAGGCGCCGACGCCAUCACAGCAGGCCCCGCCGAACUGGGGGUAUGCAGGACAGCUCCCGUCUGUCCCGCAGCACGAGCCUGUGAAGCAGCCCGCGCAAGAGGAAGCGCUGAUUGAACUGUAA